Messenger RNA from Vidua macroura (Pin-tailed whydah), 7192 nucleotides. It is a transcript of the gene CCDC180, whose product is annotated as coiled-coil domain containing 180. The transcript is spliced from 37 exons. NCBI's taxonomy places the organism in Eukaryota, Metazoa, Chordata, Aves, Passeriformes, Viduidae. The coding region runs from base 293 to 4876 and encodes 1527 amino acids. The record is from RefSeq and is a predicted model, not a curated record.
AGGGAAGUGUUGUAUCUCCUCUUGGCUCCCAGCCUGCAGUUGCCAGUUCUUCUGGAAGCAGGCCCGGCCAGUCAGCUGCGAUGAGCCACUAGUUCUCGGUAGGACAAGCGUGACAUGUUCACAGAGAGGAAGGCUGUAAACAGUCUUCAAGGCCAAGUAGGUUUGAAGGAAUUCUAAUUGUUGAGAUUAUGGUUCUUUGAAGGCUCACUUAGCCCACCUUUUGGAUGAAGGAAAGAAGAAGACAAGGUCCUCUAAGAAGAGUAAAAAGCACCCUUUAAAUCGGCAUUCAGAAAUGUUUGCUGAUGCCAUGCCAUUACUGAGUAAUCAGCAGAAGUGUGUUGGAAAAACACCCAUCAGUGACUUCACAAAAAAGCCACAGUCAGACAGACAAUCUACAGCUUUUCCAGAGGCAUGGGGAAAUGUAGAUGCAAGUUCAGCUGAGAAAGUCAGAGGCCUGCCUGAUGUAGUUGGUAAAACUAAGGAAACAGGCAGCAGUACAUGGAAGAACGUAGCAGAACGACGGCAAAAGCGUCACGAUGGAGCAGUGAUGGAAAUGCAGCAGGAGCUGGACUGCAUUGGCAGGGAGAUGGAAGCCUCUGUUUUGAAUCUUCAAGAAUUCCUUCAGCUUGAAGUGAUGAAAUCAGAUGAAAAGAGUAAACUUCUGUUUGAAAAGAUUGCGUCUGACAUGGCUUUGGAAAGCUUCUCAUUUGAAGGUUUGGAAGAACUCUGGAAUAUGAUCCACGAGGAGUCCUCAAACAGAAGGAAGUGGAUUAGGACAAUGGACGAAUCCCUGAAGGAGAUUGAAAGGAGUCGAGCCAUGAAAAUAACAGAUGUACUCACCAAGUAUACCAUGAAACUGGAGGAAAUUUCGUUCUUCUUGGCAGCUGAUGUUCACAAGCUCAUUAACGAUAAGGCCAUGAAUAUAAACAGAGCACUGCUGGGUAAUGAGAGGGCAACUGCCAAGCUGCUCUUUAAUCUAAUGAAAUCAGAGCUAGAGAAAGAAAAAUUGCAUCAACUGAAAUGGCAAGAGAGAGUCAAGGACUGGAAGCUCAUCCAAAAGAAUUGCGUAGCUCAGAGCUUCAGAGAAUUUAUGGCAAGUGAAGAAAUACAUAAUCCCCCAGCUGUGAAAAUGGAAAUGGAAAAUAUGAUAAAGGAGCAAAUUGUCCUUAGUGAACAGAGACUGAGGAUUUUGCAGCACAUUGGCGCCUUGUUGCCUCCAACAUAUACAAAAUCUGACAUAAAUGAAUGGUACAGAACUCUGGAGAAUUUAAACAAAAGUAUAGACACCCAUAAUGCAGAGUGCCUGGAGAAAAUGCGUGUCCAGUACGAGCUGGUCCAGGGCAAAUGUCAGGAAAAAGUACAGUCCUGCAAGAUGACCCUGUUGGAUAAGAACAUUUGCCCAGUAGAAGGUGUUGAAGUUGUACAUUCCAACAUGCUUCAGAUGACUGAGAAACUAAAACACAGGUUUGAAGAAGAACUGGAGCACAUGGAUAGUGAUUUUAAGGAGAUGGCUAAAUGGCAUGAGCAGCAUUGUCAAGGCUUGUACGGCUGUGUUCAGGAGGCCAUGGAUCUCUGGGAUGUCCAUCUACUGAAACUGUCCCAGAAGGAAGAUGUACUUCAGGAAAAAGUAGAUAAAUACAGAUUUGAACAGGAUAGCAUAAUACAGGUGAUGAAAGAUGAUCUGGGUACAAUUUUGGAAAAAAUGAAAAUGGCGAGCUGUGAAGAAGAGCUGAAGGAAUAUUUGGAGAACGCCCUUUCUUCUUUAGAUCAAAUUAGAGCUAGGAAUGAGGCAUUCAAGCAGAUUGUCAUGAAUGAAGUAAUGGCUUAUCCAAAAGCUAUUUUGUGGGAGUUGAUUUCUUACAGUAUAUCCAUCAGCCAGCAUUUUAGUGUGAAGGAAAUCUUCAAACAGAACUUGCAAGGCACAACAGACUCCACAGGUCAAGAUCAAAAUAAUAUCCCAACAGUCCAAACAGGGCUUGAGGCAAGGACAUCCCAGCCCAGAGCAGAGCAGGACGAUCACCUCUCUCAACUGGUGCCAGAAGAUAGGGACAGUUGUCAAAAAUCAGCUGGAGAAACAAAGCUAACAGAGAAACAGGUGAUCUUGGCACAGGAAAUUGAAGGAACAGAGGAAGAAGAAGAUGAGGAGAGUAUUCCUCAUAAAAGUGAAGAAAAUGAGCAUGCAGAACAGGGACUAAGCAUUACACAGUCAGUGUCCAAGAGCAGCGAGGCAGAAAGUGCUGAAAUUGCCACAGAGGUUUUUUCCACUGCUAGUGGAAACAUUUACACUGUUGAAGAGGCAGGAAAGACUGACAUCACAGAGAGUUAUUUUACAAAAUAUGAAAAAGAAGAAUCACUUCCUAUGCACCUGAAAUAUGUACUUCUCACAGAAGCCGUAUUUGUUGAACUGAAAAAAAGGAUUCGCCUCUGCUUUUUUGAACACUUGGAGGACUGGUUUGCAGAAUCCUUGUCCAACUCCUAUGUCUUUGUAGCUGCCAAGAAAGAAGAGCUGAAUUCAAUACUUAUGCUGCAUCUUAAGUUGCAUCAACAAAAGCAGGAGGAAAUACAGACAAAUAUCUACAAUGUUCGAGCUGCGGAGCUAUCACUUCACAAAGAGCACCUUGAGUGCCACUGUGCAGUGCUGGCAGAAGGCCUGGAAAAGGAGAAAGCUGAAUUCCUCCGCUUCUCGGACCAGCUAAAUAACCUCAACACAAACUUUCAUUCCCGAGUCCGUGACUUGGAGUAUGACUUGCUCCACGCUCCUGUGACUGAGCAGUCAGCUUCUUCCAGCAGUAAUCUGGAAUCAGAGCUCCGCAACCAUCUGGAAUCGAUCAGUGUUACUGUGAGAAGUUACCAGCAGCACUUGGAGGAAGCUUUAGGAAAAUUAAGGGAUUCAAAUGUGGGUUUUCUCAAAAGUUGCAGAUUAUUUUCAGAGAGUGGUGACUUUGCAUCUGAGGAGGUAAAGUUUUUUAACGAGUGUCUUCAGAAAGAAACUAAGCAAAUUGACUCCUUUGAAAGAGCAAUCAAGAUAGAUGUGGAGAAAAUAAAAUUAAGCUGCUUGCAGCAGGCUACUGAACUUUUCAAGCAGUCUGGAAAAAAGUUUGAUUCCCUGUCUCGGAGUCGAGCCUUUAUGGAGAAGGUCCAUCAAUAUUUGAGAAAGCUACGACAGCAAAUCAAAUCAGAGGUAGCGAAUUCUAAUUUGCAGUCAGUCACAUUAAAGUCUUACCUGGAAAAGCUCCAGCAGAAGAGAGAUGCUUAUGUUCAUUCUACUGCAGAUAAAGAAGUAACUUCUAAUCAGCAUGACAUGGCUUUAACUUCUGAAGAGUUGUAUGCUUUUGCCAGAGAGGUGUUGGAAGAGCUGAAAAAGAGGAGCAAGUAUCUUGACUGCUUUGUAGUAAAAUCAAAGAUCCCACGUGCCACCGAGGCCUUCACCACUCCUGACACAGGUGGGACAUUGCAAGAGGACUUCACCACUCCUGACACAAAUGGGAGGUUACAGGAUUUCAUUGCUCCUGCUGUUCCAAAAGAGAGUCUCAGAGAUGGGAGCAAAAGGAUGGUGAUGGGACUGGAUUCUGACAAAUUCCCUUUGUUAAAUCCAAGCGGAAUGGAUACAUCAAUAUUUGAUGAUUUGGCAAUAAAAGUUAUUGAAAAUUUAGCUGGAUUUGACCCAUCAAAAAAAUACCAAGACUUAUAUUGGAAGAAAAAGAAUCCAGUUCUUCCCCCAGUAAAAAAGAAGGUAUCUGAUGCACAUUCUCAGAAGUCUACUAGCAAGAGGUCAUCUCAGGAUGAAACCAAGCAAAAAAAAAGUGAAAAAGGCAGACAAUCUCUUACCAAGGACGAGAGAUCCCAGAUAUUUGGAAAGAAGGCUACAAAGUCUGAUACUUUUAAGGGGAUUAUUAUGAAUAUUCUCUGGAAUGGUAACAACACCUUGCUCUGCCUUGGUGAGGAGUUCUAUGGAGAAAAGAAGAAUCCUCAUAUGGGAAUGCUUGAAGAUCUGCCAGACACAUUUGAACACUGUGCAGAAAUGCUCAGAGUGAAACUCCUGUCAUACCAAAGGCAGACAGAUGAUUACUACAAUUUCUGUCUUAGAGAAUUUCGGGAUCAGCUGAAGUGGUUUGAGGAGGAGCUCUCUUCUGUUUCUCAACUGGUCGUGGAAAGUCUUUUAAAAGAACAUGAGCAGAAGCUCAGCUCUUUUACUGGUCAUAUUCAGCAUCUCUUCAACAGGCAGCUGAAAGACUGGGGGGAUGUGAAGACUGUGCACUGGAGAAAAUUACAUUACUCCCUAGGACACCCAAAUAACUCCCUUCAGCUGGAGGUUUUGUGCCAAGAGGAAAUAAAAAGGCAAAAAGAUCAAACUGAUGGUGUUCACCUCAACACAAAGAUGCUGCAGGAUUGUGCUGCUGAGUGUGCUCAGAGCUUUUUUUCUGCACUGGCUGCCCUCACUGAAAAGCUCCUCUUGGAACUAGAUGAAACCAUCACUGUUGAUGAUGUAAAAGAAGCAGGAACUGAAAUACCUAGAGAGAAGAUGCCAACUUUAAUGUGUCGUAAAAAAACUGAACUUCCUCUAGGAACCUCCAAAGUUCAACAGUUAGUCAAACGAGGAAGGAGGACUUGGCCAGGAAUACCCAGGACUACUGUUCCCGACACUCCAGAGUAUAUUCUCUGCAGAGGAACUGCAUCAGUUUCAACAGCUAAGACUACCCUGGGCCAUCUGGCAGUGGUGGAUGCAAGACAGGCUGCAUAUAAGAAAUACAAAAGUAAAGUUGAACAGAUGUUUGCCCAGAUCAAGGAAGAAAGUGCAGCUCAGCUGCUGGCAAUUCAGCGUUGGAGUGAUUGGUGGGAAGAAUCUGUCCUGAAGAUAAAGCGACUCUACGUCUGAGAUCAGUCAAAUUUUGCUGAGCUUUGUUGGUGUAAAUUGACAAAUUUGUAUGAAUGUCACUGAUUUUUUUUCUUUUAUCUUAUUCAUCUCUUGCAUUGAAAGAAGCUACAUUUUGCCUUUUUCUUUGUUUUGCCAUGUUACCACUCAUUUCCUCAUGUGCAGUCUUAGUAUUACUACUAUACUCAUCUUUACAUAACCACCUGGUUUGGCUUACAGUAUCAUCUGUUACCAUUCACAUGUGUUUGUGCACAUGAGCCCUCUGUGCAAGGGCACUUAAUGCAUAUUUAUUAGCAGAGGUUACAGGAUUUUGUUGCAAUUUUGCCCCUGAGAGCUGGUUUGGUCUGAAAACUCCCCAAGGCGUGAAAGAGAACUAUCCCUAACAAACACUCUUUUGUCAAGGCCUCUGUGCCCAAGCACCUCUGCACAGAGAUCUCUGAUUGGAGAUGGUCAGCCUGGAAAAGAUACACAUUUUAUGUUGUCUUGGUUCAACAAGCUUUGACUUGCCUACCCUUCCCUUUCCUUGCCUCUCCUCUCCUACCUUGUGUUGCCUACCCUUGCCUAUCACUUUUUUUCAUCGCCAUGCCUUGCCUGCCCCUCCCUUGCCUUGCCUUGCCUUACCUGUCCAUCUCUUGCCUUCCCUUCCCAUCCUUUGCCUUGCCCCUCUGUUACCCCUUACUUUCCUUGCCAUGCUUUGCUCCUCCCUUGCCCCACUCCUUCCCUUUUCCCCUUCCCUGCCUUGUAUUGACUCACCCUUCCUAUGCCUGGCCUUGCCUUGAUUUACCUUGCCCCUCUGACUUACCCCUCCUUGCCUUUCCCUGCCUCCAUCUUGCCCCUCCCUUGCCUUGCCCCUCUUGUGUUUUCUCACCUUGCCUCUCCACUCUGUUGCCUUUCUUUUCCUUGCUCAUCCCUUGUUUUGCAUUUGUUUUCCUUCCUUUGCCCAUCCCUUAGCUUGCCCUUCCCUUGCCUUGCUGAUCCUUGCCCCCCCAUGACCCCACUUGCAUUGCCUACCUUUGCCCAUCCCAUGCUCCACUCUUGCCUUACUCCACUCUUUCCUUUCCCUUGUCUUUCCUUGCCCCUUCUUUGCCUUUCCACUCCCUUGCCUUGCCUACCCCUCCAUUGCCCUUUCUUACCGACCUCUCCCUAGCCUUGCUGUCAUUUUCCUUUCAUUGCCCCUCCCUUGCCUUGCUUGGCAUCUCCCUUGACCCUUCUUUCCUCUCUACUGCCUUGCCUUCCUUCCCCCUCCACUGCCUUUUCCCUCUCUCAAUUACCCUGCCUUUGCUUUCCUUCCUUUGCCUAUCCCUUGCCUUGCUGACCUCCUCCCUUUACUUUCUUUGCCUUGCCUUAACUUGCUGUUGCAUUUCUCCUCCUUGCCUUUCGUUGCCCCUCUCUUGCCUGCCCUUGCCUUGUUUUGCCCCUCCGUUGCUUGGCUUUUCCUUCUCUUGCCUUACCUUGCCCCUCCGUAGCAUUGCCCCUCCCUGUCCUUCCCUUACCCCUUCUUUGCCUUAUCCCUUCUUGCCUUGCCUUUCCCUUGACUUGCCUUCUUUGCACUUGCUCCAUGUGGGUUUAGGUUUCUCAGUGAAUUUCUUCCCACUGUUACCAGGAAGAUCCUGGAAGGGGGAGGAGUUGGCUUUCUGGGUGAAUAUUCAGUGGUCAAGACACAAAAGGAAGUGGCCAAUGGUCCUGGCAUUCCAGUGGAGUAGUUUUGGGGUUGGGGAGUCUUGGCUGGUGGAUGGGCUCUUCCACUUGGGGAUCUUCAGGAGAUCUGACUUGGUGCCGUGAAAGGUCUGACCCGAGACUUGGCUGCAGGUGAGUCCUUCCUUUGGCUGGGGGAUCCAUAGCAAUUCUAUGGUGUGCUCUCUGGAGCCGGGCAGUCUCAACCUGGUCUCUUUCUGCACAGUAGCUCAGCACCCUGAAGGAGCCCUGCCUACCUCCCCCAACUUGUGUCUGCCGCUGUUGGCAAUGCCAAGACCCUGUGAGUUUGCAGGAGGAGCAACUUUCUUCCUUCCAUUCCUCCCUGUGCCGGCUGCGAGAGGAUCACUGCAGCUUUUGUCACCCCGGAGCUGCCAGCUCUCCUGCCGGCUGCGAGAGGAUCACUGCAGCUUUUGUCACCCCGGAGCUGCCAGCUCUCCUGCCGGCUGCGAUGGAGCCAUUGCAGCCUCUGCUUCCCAGAGUGUGCCAGCACCCUCUGUCGAGCGUAGUCGUAACUACACUAAAGGGAGAAAAACUAUUUAGCGGGUGGGAAGUUUCUGUUACUGUCUUGUUCUUUGUCUUGUUGGGCUUUGUUUCUAGUAAAAGACUGUUAUUCUUUCUACUGUA